CAUUGAAAAAAAUAUACACUCAGUCAAAGUCAAAAAUGGCUGAGGCUUGUCAAAUAAUUCGAAAACAAGAUUUGCCCCCUCCUGGGGGCUACAAACCCAUACCAUUUAAAAGAAUCCCCGCUAAAUCAUAUUUUAGUGGCUAUGCCAUAAUCGCUGGUUACAUCGGUAUCACAGCUGGAGCGAUCUACCUGUACAACUUGACGUACAAACAGAUCAAAAAGAAUGAGAUCGAGAUGCGUUCGGCCAAGAUGGCCAUCUACCCGAUGUUGCUGGCCGAGAGAGACCGCGAGUACAUGAAGCAGCUCCGCAGGAACCGCGACGCGGAGGCCGAGCUCAUGCGCGACGUGCCUGGAUGGGAGGUUGGCACUUGGUAUGGCGAGCGGGUAUACAAAAAGUUGCCCCCUGACGCGUUGGUGGAGCCAAUCUUCCACGAGUACUACGCCCACAGUGACCCCCAUGACUGGUUCCAGAGAGCUUACCUUAAACUAUGGUCGUAAACAGCUCCCAUAAGCGUACAAGCUAUCAACUACAAUUAAAUUAGUUCAAUUUUGAAUGGUAGUAGCGUUCCAAGUAUCUGGCUGCCUCGAUAACUUGCAAAUAAUAUCAAGUAUGUAUCAAUUAUGGUUGUCUGCUUGAAGAAUUCAAUAAAAUAUUUAAUAGAGA
Molecule: messenger RNA, 663 nt
Organism: Ostrinia nubilalis (European corn borer)
Lineage: Eukaryota; Metazoa; Arthropoda; Insecta; Lepidoptera; Crambidae
Gene: ND-B16.6
Product: NADH dehydrogenase [ubiquinone] 1 alpha subcomplex subunit 13
Exons: 3
Coding region: 36-497 (153 amino acids)
Source: RefSeq, a predicted model, not a curated record